UAAAAGUGUGGCUGGGAUGUCUUAGUUUAUAAAAUCAAAUCCCCACUAGUUGCUCAAGUCAGUGCAAUUUCAGUAGUUGGCAGCUGUGCGACUUUUCAUAAUUCUUUUUUCAGCAAAAUAGAUAAACGGAGCGAGGAGCUCUUCAAUAAGUAUGCCAAGCGUGCAGUUGACACUUGUGAUUUGUUGCUUUUUCGGGAUCACUUUCGCGGUACCACGUGGUUAUCCAAAAGGUGGACCACCGGCACCGGCACCGCCACCAAGACCACCAGCACCACCUAGUGGAGGCUAUUCGUAUCCACCGCCAAGCGGUGGUGGUGGUCCUUUUGGUGGCGGCGGCGGUGGUGGUGCACCCGGUGCUGGUUCUGAGAUACCAAUCAUCAAAUUGGAGUCCAAAGUUAACAUCGAUGGUUCUUAUCAAUAUGAAUAUGAAACCGGUAACGGCAUUAAUGCACAGGAAUCCGGUUAUGUGAAAAACGCCGAUGAUCCUUGUAAUGCAGUUUUAACUGCGGAGGGCUCCUUCUCCUAUACCAGCCCGGAGGGCCAAUCAUUCCUUGUCACCUAUACAGCCGAUGAGAAUGGGUUUCAACCGCAAGGCGAUCAUUUGCCCACACCACCACCGAUACCUCCAGAGAUACAAGAUGCAUUGGAUAAAAUUGCUGCUGGUGGCGGACAUCCUGGUGAUGGUGGUGACGGCGGUAGCGGUUGUCCUAACGGCGGUGGCGGUGGCUGUCCUUCUACCUGCAAUGGAGGUGGUGCCCCACCUGCUCCAAAUCCUGGUUAUCUUUAUUAGGAUUUCAAUGUUAUUCAUAUAAAUAAAUGAGUAGUUAACA
Messenger RNA from Bactrocera latifrons, 830 nucleotides. RefSeq names its product endocuticle structural glycoprotein SgAbd-8 (gene Cpr65Az). Bases 152 to 790 code for a protein of 212 amino acids. Gene Ontology annotation, cellular component: chitin-based extracellular matrix. Gene Ontology annotation, molecular function: structural constituent of chitin-based larval cuticle. The record is from RefSeq and is a predicted model, not a curated record. NCBI's taxonomy places the organism in Eukaryota, Metazoa, Arthropoda, Insecta, Diptera, Tephritidae. The transcript is spliced from 3 exons.